UAUUUUAGUCACAUUGACAUCUCUAUAUUCGAAAGAUUCCGCCGUAAUUAAAUUGAAUGAUGUGAAUAACGCAGUUGAGUGGAAAUAAAAUUUUCGGGUACUACCACCUAUGGCUGAUGAGUCACGGCGCAUAUCACAUAUUCUUCUCGAAUUACUCUAGAUUCCGUCAUAUUUAUUGCUUACUAUAGUUGACUAAGCUAACGGCAUCUGAUGAAACUAAUUAGCAUUAAGUCUUAAUCAAUUGACGUUUAGCUGGGGCCUUGUUCUGUUCGUCACGAGGAGAAAGUCAAUAUUGUCAUUGGAGUAACUAAUCAAUGUUAGUUUUGUGACGGACACGUCACACGAUCGACGUAUGUAUGUAUACAAUGUACUGCGCAACGUCCAAGUGCGCAUGACCAUCAUCACAAUAAGGCCCCUGGUAAAUGGAAUGUCAAUAAAUUUCGUAUCCUAAUUCUUCUGGAAAACACUGAUGACAAUGCACUGUUCAAUAACCAAAAUUUAUUAAAAUUCCAUAAUUAAUAUCUGAUGCUAAUUAGUUUGAUUUGACGCUGUCAGCUUAGUCAGCUGUGAUAAACAAUAAGAACGAUGAUAAUUGGGAUUAUUCGGGAAGGAUGUGCGCCGUUUCGGUGUUUUACCGUAAAAAAGGUUUAUUAAAAACAAUUAAAUGGUAUUUAAAACCGCAUUAAAUGGUAUUACUAAAUUCACUUCCACACGAUUUCUGAAUGCCAUUUAAUUAUUUUUAAAAUUUUUUUAAUGAACCUUUUUUAGGAGGUUUAGAAGUCAUAACCCAAAACAUUUUUUAUUUUUAAUUACUUAAAUCAUAGAUUUAUCUCCGAUUUUAUUUUAGGUGCCGUUAGUCAAUCUCACGAACUAACGAUUAGUCUGAAUUAUUUUUUUAAGCAAAUUUUUUUCGAUAUUAUCUGAUAUUGGGCUACAUUCCAACUUCAACACUGUAGCAUCCAAGAUAUAUUUAAUUUUUUUCAGAAACAUUUUCGAGGACGAACUAACAAAUGGUUGCGAAGAAAGUUAUUGCUUUUUUGAUGAACUAUCUAAUAAUAUAAUUAGUUUAUUGAUUAUCUUGAAAAAGCUAAUUUUGGGUGCUAUUUUUUAAGACCUAGAUUUAGACCAUAAGGCGUGGUCUCCAAGCUUUAUGCUCAUAAAGCAGUUACAAAAGAAAGUUAGAAGCUGAGUUAGAAGCUUGCUGCGUUCCAUAUACUAGUUUGUUGUUACUUUCAUUACAAAGCUAUAUGUCAAAUAAAAAAAUGAAUACAUUAGCAGUUACGAAGUAUAAUUUUUAUUAUACUCAUUAUCCAACAUUUGCCAGUGGUUUAAAAAUCGAUUUAAAACAACAGACGAUCCGAGAACCAGCAGAAAAUUUUGAUUUGGAAUUAACCUCCAAAGUAGAUACUUCAAAGAUCGCAUUUUAUUCUGAUUGCAAAGCAAUCACAACAUACAAUUAUUAUCUUACAUUAAAAUUUUAUAAUUAUUUGCACGACUUUUGCAAUAAAUACUGUUACGAGGUAAUUGUGAAAGCAUUGAUCUUUGUUGAUGGACAUCGUGAAGAACAAACGUUAUUUUGGAUAGCAAAGAAUAGAAUAAGUGAUAAAAUACAGUUUAAAGGAACUUAUGUGUUGAAUUUAUCAACUGUAAAUAAUUAUAAUUUGUAUAUACGCAGAUACAAAGGUGCAGAACCCAUACAAAAUGCGAUCACGCUAGAAGAUAGUGUAGGCUCUAUGCUUUUGAAUACAGGUGCUUACAGCGACAUUGUAUUAAAAGUAGGGGAUACAAUAUUACACGCACACAAAAUGGUGUUGUCCCAAAAGUCUGAAGUAUUUAAAAGAAUGUUUGCACAUCAAAUGACUGAAUCGGAAAAUGGCGUCGUUAAAAUCGAUAACUUAGAUGUGGAAGUUGUUGAAGAAAUGUUAUCAUAUAUUUAUACUGGAAGAGCUGACAACGUUGCCGAAAUGCCACAGAAACUUUUUGAAGCCGCUCAUAGGUAUGAGUUAAGCGAGCUGCAGGAUCUGUGCGAAGAGUAUAUUUUAUUCAGCUUCAAUGAUCAAAAUGUGAUGGAAAUUCUUGAAAUAGCAAACCUUUAUGAUUUGACAGCUUUACGCACAGGAAUCAUAACCUUUGUAGAAAAAGGCGAGAAGAAAUUAAUUCUAGAUCCGGAUUUUCAAAACUUUCUGUGCAGAAGUUUAAAAAUUAAUAACGCCGUAGAAACACUUUUGCUCAUCCAUCGGUAUAAAGAGAUACUGAAAGAUAUCGAGAAAGAAACAUUUAAAUUUAUCAAAGAACAUGAUGAACAGAUGAUGAAGAGAGUGGAAUUUAUAAAACUUUUUGAGUCGCACCCAAAUUUGAUUAAACAAAUUUUUAUUUAUAUUUACGAGAUAAAAACCUUAUCAAAAUUAUCCAAGAGUUCAUCCAACGGUUCAUCCUCCAGCAAUUCAUUCGAUUAGAUUUUUUAUGUAAGAGAUUUAUGUUUUUAUGUUUUUUUUUAUAUGUAAUUGAAUGUUUGAAUAAUUGUAAUCAUUAGAACUAAUUCGACAUCAGGAUUUAAACAAAAAUGAUAAAGUUUGUAAUCUGAUAAUCCUGUAAUUAACUGUGUGCAAAGGAAUAUUGUAU
Phymastichus coffea is the source of this 2622-nucleotide messenger RNA. Its product is annotated as kelch-like protein 24a. The record is from RefSeq and is a predicted model, not a curated record. Gene Ontology annotation, cellular component: cytoplasm. Gene Ontology annotation, biological process: proteasome-mediated ubiquitin-dependent protein catabolic process; regulation of proteolysis. NCBI's taxonomy places the organism in Eukaryota, Metazoa, Arthropoda, Insecta, Hymenoptera, Eulophidae. The coding region runs from base 1248 to 2456 and encodes 402 amino acids. Gene Ontology annotation, molecular function: ubiquitin protein ligase binding. The transcript has a single exon.